Messenger RNA from Adineta steineri, 1164 nucleotides. The record is from the annotation of a GenBank genome assembly. NCBI's taxonomy places the organism in Eukaryota, Metazoa, Rotifera, Eurotatoria, Adinetida, Adinetidae.
AUGUCUGGAUCAAUUGAAAAUGCUACAUUAUCACCAUUACUUGAUACAAUUGACAUUCUCAAUCAAACAAAUAGAACAAAUACAACACAAAAAGAGGUUUUUGUUGCAAGUAAUGAAGGAAUGCUUUUAUCAUAUUCAUUCCUUCUUAUUGCUGCACUUUUAUGUGUUUAUUUUGGUUCCUAUCGUUCAAUAACACGUAAAGAUAAGCAAAAAAAAUCUGGUGAAAAACCUGAUGUACUCACAGCAAAAGAUGCGGCUAUGUUCCCAUUUAUUGCUAGUGGCUUUUUAUUUGGUAUUUAUGUGGUUAUAUUACUUGUUUCAAAGGAAUAUAUAACAUUUGUUCUUAAUAUUUAUUUUUUUCUUAUUGGUAUAAUUGCACUUUUUCGAGCAAUACAUCCAAUUGUAAUGAAAAUUCGUUUACCAUUAUUGGAUAAAAUUCGUGAACGACAAUUUCAUAUAUGUUUAUCAGAAAAUAAACCAUCAGAUAAUACUACUACAACUAAAUCAACAAAAAAACCAGCAGAUUUAAUGCAUAUAGAUUUAAAAUUUGAUCUGAUUGAUGUUGGAGCUUUAUUUCUUUGUGUUCUGGUUGGUGUUUGGUAUUUACUUACACGACAUUGGAUUGCAAAUAAUAUAUUUGGUAUUGCUUUUUCAAUCAAUGCCAUUGAAAUUCUACAUUUUAAUAAAGUUUUAAAUGGAAUUGUUUUACUUAGCGGUCUUUUUGUCUAUGAUAUCUUUUGGGUAUUUGGAACAAAUGUAAUGAUUACGGUAGCAAAAUCAUUUGAUGCACCGAUUAAAUUACUUUUUCCACAAGAUUUAAUUGAAAAUGGAUUAUUAGCUGCAAAUAAAUUUGCCAUGCUUGGUCUCGGUGAUAUUGUUGUACCCGGUGCAUUUAUUGCAUUAUUAUUACGUUAUGAUAUGUCUCGUAAACGAUCUGGUAAAAAGAAGGCAUCAACACUUUAUUUUAAUGUUUCAUUUAUUGCUUAUAUAAUUGCAUUGGUUGUUACAAUUCUUAUACUUCAAAUAUUUAAACAUGCUCAACCAGCAUUACUUUAUAUCGUACCAUUAUGUUUAAUAUUUCCAUUAUUAACAGCAUUAGUUUGUAAAGAUUGGGGAACAAUGUUUGCUUAUGAAGAUCAUGCAACUGAAAAGAAAAAUGAAUGA